CCUCUCAUACCCACAGUGGCAGCUGGGUCACGCUAGAAACUUCAGUUGCUAGGACUUCCCAGGUGAAAUCGGAACUUCCAUUUCCCCCUGUAUUUUCUCAGUCUUUUCAAGAGAUAUUCUUGUAGACAUUUGUGCUGGGCAGCCCUGGGAAGGCUCUUUCCUGAGAAGGCAAGCUCUUGGCUGUGAUAUUAUAUUGCAGUCAUGGCGCCUAAGAAGAAGAAUGUCAAAAAGAGCAAGGCGGAUAUCAACGAGCUGACCAUCAUAGUGGAGGAUGGGCCCCUCAGCAAGCUGAAUGGUCUGAAUGGCCUUUUGGAAGGAGGGAAUGGCUUCAGCUGCGUCUCAACCGAAGUUUCUGACGCUCUCUAUAGUCCCAAUCUGCUGGAAGGGCUGUGCAGAAUGAGGCUGGAAAACUUCCUCUGCGAUCUAGUUAUUGGCACCAAAACCAAGUCCUUUGACGUCCACAAGGUGGUGUUGGCUUCAUGCAGUGAUUACUUCCAUAACAUCUUGAAGAAGGAUCCAUCUACACAAAGAGUGGACCUCAACGAUGUCUCUCCCCUGGGCCUAGCUACUGUCAUUGCAUAUGCGUACACUGGGAAGCUCACACUCUCACUGUACACCAUAGGGAGCGUCAUCUCCACAGCCAUUUAUCUUCAGAUCCGUACCCUUGUGAAGAUGUGCAGUGACUUUCUGAUGCAAGAAAUUAACGUGGAAAAUUAUAUGUACAUUGCCAACAUUGCAGAGACCUAUGGACUAAAGAAUGCCAAGGAAGCAGCACAGAAAUUCAUUAGAGACAACUUCAUUGAGUUUUCUGAAUCGGAUCAGUUCUUAAAACUUACCUUUGACAGGAUCCAUGAACUACUUGCAGAUGACGAUUUGCAGUUGCCUUCUGAACUUGUUGCAUUCCAGAUUGCAAUGAGAUGGCUGGAAUUUGACCAAAAAAGAGCAAAAUACGCUGCUGAUCUUUUGAGCAACAUUCGGUUUGGUACCAUCUCAGCCCAAGACUUGGUGAAUUAUGUUCAGACAGUACCAAGAAUGAUGCAAGAUUCAGAUUGCCAUAGACUUCUGGUGGAUGCCAUGAAUUACCACUUACUUCCCUACCACCAGAAUACCUUGCAGUCUAGGAGAACGAGGAUACGUGGAGGGUUGCGAGUCCUUGUUACAGUUGGGGGACGCCCUGCUUUAACUGAGAAAUCCCUUAGUCGAGACAUUUUAUACAGAGAUCCUGACAAUGGGUGGAAGAGACUCACCGAGAUGCCAGCUAAGAGCUUCAACCAAUGUGUCACUGUGAUGGAUGGAUUCCUUUAUGUGGCAGGAGGUGAAGACCAGAAUGAUGCCAGAAAUCAGGCUAAGCACGCAGUCAGCAAUUUUUGCAGGUACGAUCCUCGCUUCAACACGUGGAUUCACCUGGCCAACAUGAAUCAAAAGCGCACUCAUUUCAGUCUGAAUGUAUUCAAUGGCCUCCUUUAUGCUGUUGGCGGCCGCAAUUCUGACGGGUGUCUCUCUUCAGUCGAAUGUUAUGUCCCUGCAAUUAAUCAGUGGCAAAUGAAGGCACCGCUGGAGGUGGCUAGGUGCUGCCACGCUAGUGCCGUCAUUGAUGGUAGGAUCCUGGUCACAGGAGGCUAUAUAAACAAUGCUUAUUCCCGCUCUGUCUGCAUGUAUGACCCUGCUAGCGACAGCUGGCAAGACAAGCCCAGCCUAAGCACUCCGAGGGGCUGGCACUGCGCCAUUUCCCUGGGGGAAAAGGUCUACGUCAUGGGGGGGUCUCAGCUGGGAGGUCGGGGUGAAAGAGUCGAUGUGCUUCCCGUUGAGUGCUACACCCCUUAUCCCGGCCAGUGGAAUUACGUUGCUCCUCUCCCAACGGGUGUGAGCACCGCAGGCGCUUCCAUCCUUAAUGGGAAAAUGUACUUAGUGGGAGGCUGGAAUGAAAUAGAGAAGAAAUACAAGAAGUGUAUUCAGUGCUACAACCCCGACCUGAAUGAAUGGACCGAUGAGGAUGAGUUACCUGAAGCCACCGUAGGCGUGUCGUGCUGCACCAUCGCCAUGCCCAACAAUAAGACCAGGGAAUCCAGGGCUAGCUCCGUAUCCUCAGUGCCGGUCAGCAUUUAAGGGCGCAGUCCUAUGCAUGUUUAGGCAGAAAAACGCCCUACAAGUCCCAGCAUUCCCCACCCAGCCAUUUCUUUCUAAACAUGCAUAGGAUCGUGUCCUAACUAUUUAAAAAUGUAAGUUUAAAAGAGCUAGGUUCAAUUUUUUUUUAAAAAAAGUUUACUUUAGACAACCACAUUAUAAUCCCCGUAAAAAGCCAUGUGUACCUACAGGGGGGGAUUGUGGGAGAUGGGGAACAUUUACAUGCCAGUGGCUUUAAAAUCCAGUUUUGCAAAAUUGGCCAAUUUUUAAGAUAUAGCAAAUACAUGGUAUGACCCAAGACACUUUAAAAGUAGUAUAUUUGUUUAGCACAAAACAGAGGCCUUCAGUUUGUCCCCAGACUUUGAGUAUUGAGAUUUUGUUGUUGUUGUUCCUAACAAUUUAUGGCCUUUUAAAUUCUCCAAUAUGAUAGAAAUGGUUUAAAAAACCCCCAAACCCUCACUUCUUCCCUGCUACUUCUAAACAGAUCAUCCUGUUUUUAAAAGUUUCAUGUCCUGCAUAAAAUCAUGAAGUAAAUAUUGGAUGGAUUAAUAUUUCUAUAGAUCAAGAAAUUACAUUAAAAUAAAAUGAUGCAUUUUUGGUGCCCUGCAGUGGUAUUGUGGUGGAUCACACUGCACAUAAUUCAAGAACAUUUUCCUAUAUUAAUUGGAAUUUAUCUUAUUUUGCCAUUUGAUGUAAUUUAACUCUUCAUGGCAGCUAAGAUCAAUAGAUUCUGAAUCCCACUGUGUAUAUUUGGAUCUUGAGCAUUUUUUAAUCUUGAAUUACUCUCAAGGUCUAUUCCACAAGUUGCAUUGAUUUUGACAUUCAGCAGACAGACAAAUAGAUUUUAGACAUGCCACAUAGAACUAUCCAUUUGAGAUUCUCUUUUGCAAUGCAUGGAGAGCUAUCAAACCCUUUACAAGUCAGAGCACCGCAAGCAUACUUGUUCCUUUUAUAUAUCCCUGAAGCUUCACACUUGACUUCUUUCCUGCUGCAGUUUCCACACACAAGACAGAAAAUACUGUCAAUAAAAAGUUCAUAAUAUCAUUUAAAGCAUUUCCAGGCACUGGAGGAAAACAAUGUUAUGAAAAGGCCCAGGGAAGUCUAUAAGGGAUCACAAGUGCACAAAAUUUUGUGAGUACUACCCAAGAUCAGCAACCCAUGACUCUGGAUUGUACUCUGUAUAUGCAACCUUAAGAAUGCUCAGAAGGAAGUUCCAUUCAAGUUAAUGGAGCAUAUUUCUAAGUAGAUAUAUAUAGAAUCACAGCCUAAGUUCUCAUUUAAAUUCAUCUUGAUCAUACCAUGUAGAUUUGUAGAAACCCUACAAAAUGAAUGUAGCAUUUUCCUAAAUUUCCUAAAUUCAUUUGGCCUAUAACAAAAAUGGUCUCUACACUACCAUUUUUUCCAUUGCCACACGGUACACUGAAAUAUUACCCUAAUGACUCAUAAUAAUAGGUAAGCUGCAAUUGGAAACAUUUUUUGGUCCAAUAAAUAGUUGAAGUUGAAGUAGUACCAUUUAGGGUCGAAUGAUGAGAUUUUUGGGAUCCAACACCUUAAUGUUAAUUUAAUAAAGCAUUACCACUUGAAUUGCUUAUAUGAUGUAGUAUUGGAAGACGAAGAAUCAGGUGCAAUUAGAUGAGUCUGGAAAGCCGUUUUUGUGUCAUUUAUAUACUUGAAUGGCCCCGUCAGUGUCACUCAGUCAUACAUCAAAGCAAUAUUGUAACGCUAGAAAUCACUUCUGUUUCUUCACAAUCUGCAUGAGAAAACGACCCAAUUCGUGUGGGUUUUGUACGUGUGUGUGCGUGCGUGUGUGCGUGUGCGCAUGUGUGAGUGAAGGUAAAUCAUAGACCAGAAGCCUGCUUGCUUUUGGGCCAAUGCAAAUACCCCACCAAGCUUAAGUAUUGCAGAGCCACACAGCCUGGUGUGUUUAAAAUAGGGGCAGUGGGAAUGUAUGCUGCAGGUUCCCAGUGGGCCUUGUAAUGCCUGCCAGUUGCAGGAGUUCUGGCAAAGAAUCCUGGGUCUGAUCCAGCAUGGCACCUUCAAAGCAAGAGUUAAGUCGACUCAGUGUGGAGAGCUGCCAAGGCCCCAUCAGUGCUGACGCCGCUGCAAGGGUCCCCCUUUUCCGGUGUCUUGGUAAGUGUUUGACACCACUACUGCAAUUGCCCUACAGUGUGUGGGAGUUGUCAUGGGGGGAUCUGGAACCUUUCAAAAGGUUUAUUGUAACAUUGAUCUUCUUUUAACACUCUUGGCAAUAGUAUUUGCUAUUGGUAAUCACGGGUUUCUGGAAGUCACAAUCCAACAACAUCUGGAGGGCCACCUGUUUCCCCGGCCUCACGGGGCAUUGUGGGCAAUUACAAUGUCACCUGCUUUGCGCUACUUAGCCAAAUACCACCAACAUGCGCCUCCUGCAUAUUUCCACAUCUAGACAGUAGGCAGAUGGGAGAGCUGCAUGCGAACAUGGUGGCUGCCUCCACACAUGGGGAGCCCACUGGGGGACUGGGCCCUGGCAGGAGGAUGCAUUAGGGAUCACACAGAGAUCCUCAGCAGGUACACUUCCUCAUGAUUGGUGGAGUACAGGGAUUCCAGUAAGGGGGAGAGGGAGCGGAGCAUUUAAGUCUGCUGCUGAUCUCAAUGGGGUAUAUAUACAUAGAGCCUCAGCACACAAUCCCCAUCUUGAGGGGCAGUGUCUGUACCUGCUUUAAAAAAAAUCACACAUACGUGGGGUGUGCCUUUGAUUCCCCCUCUUACUAUUCCACCGAGGAGAGUGAGGGAGAGAUGUGUUGUUGGUACCUGCCAUAUUCGGUUUCCUCAGCUUUCCCGAAGAGAUGUGUGCAGGCUUUCCAUCUGUAAAGGAUUUUGAAGAGAGGGGAAGGGAACAGAAGCCGAAUUGUGCCUUGGAGCCUUGUGUGUAGUGAGGCCAGAGGGUCAUCACCGUCUCUCGUCACUGCACAGCUUACCAUCCAGUUCCGAGUGCUGUGAAACAUGCGGCUAAGCUUCUCCGUGUGCAGCUUCGCCGUUCCAGUACUGGCAUGCAGCAGAGCUGCCCCAGCUAGUCACGCAGACUUUGGAGGCGGGGCCUUGCAGGAAAGAUAGAAGGAGAAGUUUUGCAGAACCGGCCAAGCCCCGUUCGUUGGGAAGCCAUUGCAGAGAGUGGGACCUGGGAAAAGAGUGCACUCAUGGCCGCUUCUGUGGACCACCAUCCCUUGUGUCCAUUUUUAAAUUUAUUAGGAUUCUGGCUUUUCCUGAGGUGUUCCUGAGUGAUGAGAUGCGGUUAUUAUGUAUGAAAGGAAUGAAAUCAGGGAUAAUUCUGGGCUAGCCUGGCUCAAAGAUUAUGAAAUUCAGAACAGAUAGAAGUACUUCUUCCUGCAACGCAUCAUGGAUUGAUGGCAUGCAUUGCCACAGGAUGAUGUUCCUGGCUUUGAAAAGGGAUGGGCUGGAUCUCUGGAUCAUGGAGGGUGGAUCUCUCAAUGGCUGUUAGCUAUGGAGGCUAUAUGGAGCUUCCAGCUUCAGGGGCAGCAUACCAGUUGCUUAUCAGCCUCAGUGGUAUGCAGGACUAUUGUUUUCAAGUCCUUCUUGUGGGCGUUCAAGGAGCAUGCUGUGCUCAGCAGGGUGCCGGACCAUUGCUCUGAUCCAGCAGGGCUCUUUGGGGGUAAUUAGGUAAUUUUUUUAGCUAGUAAUUGGGGCUUUAAAGCUCUGAAGCCACUGAACAGGCACAGGAGACGUCCAGAGGAAGGGCUGCUACAGCCAUUGCUAAGAAACCAGGGCGCUGCCAUCUUGUCUUUUCCUUCUCAGUGGGUUUUUGGCAUGAAGAAAAAAGAUAGAAAAUGUGGGAAUACAUGAAAAACACCUCACCUGGAAGCACCCCGAUGCACACUUUUAGAACACAAUCAGUGACAACAUUUUGGAAUAUCACACUGAAAACCCAUUGAACUGUUAGGGGUGACUACAGAAGUGGUGAGACUGAAGGCACUUUCUGCACAGAUAACUGCAAUUUGAGUAGCCCCAUCCAUUUCAACAGUGAUACUCACUGGUUAGAAUAACGGCUUGUGCCACAGUGAAUCACUUCCAAUUGUUCAACCUCCCAUAGAUCCACAAACUCCAGAGUCAAGACACUGGAGUUAACUAUACGUACUUUUCCCAGUUAGAUCAGCUGAGACUAGGAAACCAAGCAAGACUGUAAUGCUAUUGCCAAGAGUUACCACCUUUUAUAUGGAACCUGUCCUAGUCCUGUUAAGGCAAGCCUGACAUGCAGAAAUUGGGUGGUUUAAGCUUUUUCAGGCAUAGAUAAGUGGGAAGUAGAGAAAAUCCCCCAGGCUGAUUUCUUUGGGCCAGGCAAUAGUGAAAGGCAGAGAAGUUGGACUAGUAAAGAAACGAGUGACCCUGAGCCACAGAAAGGACGCCUACAACAUGUUGACAGAUUGAAAGGCGGUAAAAAAUGCUAAUGAUAAACAGAUGUUAAUCACAAGACAGUGUAUAUUGUUUGCACUUUUCUAUCCAAAAGAUCUUGAAAGAAUAAGGGUAAGUGGAUGUCAGAUGAGAUGUCUGGAUAGUACAUGUUGUAUGAUAAAAGAGAAAGGCUACUGUCACUGGAAAUUAAAGAUUAUGCUAAUAAAAGUACUGAUGAUUCACUGAUUUACAAUGUGGUAGAUUGUAAGUAAUGAAUGUGAAUGCGGAAAGCAUAUCAUUUGGUGUAAAUUUGCUUUUUACAUUGUAGAUAUAAAACUCAGAAAUGGAAA
Varanus komodoensis (Komodo dragon) is the source of this 6857-nucleotide messenger RNA. RefSeq names its product kelch like family member 31 (gene KLHL31). NCBI's taxonomy places the organism in Eukaryota, Metazoa, Chordata, Lepidosauria, Squamata, Varanidae. The coding region runs from base 202 to 2106 and encodes 634 amino acids. The transcript is spliced from 3 exons. The record is from RefSeq and is a predicted model, not a curated record. Gene Ontology annotation, cellular component: cytoplasm; nucleus. Gene Ontology annotation, biological process: negative regulation of protein phosphorylation. Gene Ontology annotation, molecular function: protein binding.